AUGGCAUCGAACAUUGUACCAGGAACCUACCAAACCUACAAGGCGGGAACCGAAAAGGUCUUAAACUGGCUGUAUGAGAACGCGGUGGAAUGUGGACAUUGCUUGGAGCAAGAGAAUGUCGACAUCAAAACAGAAGAAGAAGGCGAGCGAAGGGGCGGACAAAAUAAAAAGUCCAAACUUACCCCCAAACGGAAGAAUGGAAAGGGAAGUAAAGCCAAGGGAAGCGGGAAGGCAAAAUCGAAGAAGAAAAAUAUGGCAGCAGAUGCCACAACAAUAUUUAUUACGGUAAAUGAGUACAUAUCCCUUGCGGAAUCAAUUGCUAGUUUUAUCCCUAAGGUCCGAGUUCCACUAUGGGUCACCAACAUGAUCGAACAAGUUAUUGCUGGGCGCAAGAAGAGUGCUCGAUGGUUUGCUCGUCAGACUACUAGCAGUGCCCAUGAACAAGCCCACGAGAGCAAUAUAAGCCAUCAAUACUUCAUUGAAGUUCUAGAGACAAUACGCAACAUCCUGAUUAGCCUCCAAGGGAGUACCACGAAACCAAGGACGAAGAAACCUGAAACCCCAGAAGAUCCAAUCGAAGAAAUAACUAACAUAUUUGAGUAUUUAGAGAUGGAACCCGAUACAGAGCAUACUAUGACAGAACCUGGGCCUGCGAAAGAGUCUCGAUGUGAGAAGGUCAACGUGAAAAUUGAAUUCCUGAGUUAUGAGGACGAACUAUGGCUAAUAUACUGCUUUUUCGAAGAUUUCAAUAUAACCCGCCAACAUCUAAAGGCAUUGUGGACAUCUUACAAGAAUGGUCGUGUAGAUUUGACUACAGCCGCAUUAUCAACAAACAUAGCAUUUGAGCUUUUCAGACGCUCUGAAGAAGAAUUGGUAAAACAACUACAAUUAAGAUUGCAUCGAAAAGAUAGAAAAGAUCCCGCAAUGUGGGAUUACGAGCUGAUCCAGGAUCUUAUCUACGGUGCUACGGCCGAGUGUAGAGGACAGGAUAUCGAUUAUAGGAAAAGCGAGUCACAUGUAUACAAUCACGAUAUGUUCGACAUCGCAGAUUGGACUGGACUCCCCGUCUACUUGAUUCUUUCGAUUUUCCUCGAUGAGAUUAAGAGAAAACGUAUAGAGGGCAAUAUGCCCGCGGCUUGGAAGAUACAAAGAAAGAAAGUCAAGGCUGCCAUGAAAAAUUAUCCAGCACCCAUCGCCUUUGAUUACAAAAAUGUCAAGUUCGACUCCAGUACAGAUUUAUUGAAUCCUGAUUGCAAGUGGGAUUGUGACGUUUCUAUCUUGCUAAGCACCCAUUUGCCAGAGUUUGUCUUUUUGUUACAUCAGACCGCAGGCGACUUGCAUGCCGCCUACAAGGUUUUUGGAAACGAUGAACUUACUUCAGGAGUCCUCAAAAUGAUAGUUGACAACCAUAUUCCGACCUGGCUUGUCCUAGCUUUACAAGUACAGCUCGAUAUUCAGUAUAUCCUUUUCGACGAUAUUACUCGGCCUCAAGCUGAACUAAUGGCUGCCGGCUUACGUUCAAAAAACACCCUUGAAAACCACCUAGCUUUUAUUGAGGACAUGAAUAAGACGAGAGACAAACCGAUAACCGACACAGCUCAACAAUUGAUCGAUGGCAUUGAUCUAUUAAUAAUAGAGGACCGACUCUGGCGUGCAAGAGGCGCAACCCUGUGCGAGUACGAUCACCCACGGGUAGAUGAGAGUUAUUUACUUCUAAAGUCGCACCCUGUACUUUGUGGAAUGCUACGUUUAAGAAUAGACUUAGAUGUGCAAAUGAGGGGGCUGAAUUUUGCCAAUCGUUGGGGGUGGUUGAUUGCUAUCCUACAACUUUACAACGCAUGUCUGAUGGAAGAGGUUGUCAAAAAGUCAUGGAAGGAUCUGGAAGCAGUCAUUGCAACUGACACUGCAAAAAAAAUGUUUCUAGGGGAACGCCCAAGAAACAUUCACGAGUGUCUUAGGCGCGCGAUGCUUGGUGCGGGAUAUUCUGCCACCAGUUUCGCUGCUGAACCUCGAAACCGUAAAUUCCAGUGGAAGAGUAAAGAUAGGGGCCGCCUUGCACUGAGGCAUUCCAGUAUAGGCGGUUGCAACGUUGGUCGUAAUGCGCUUAGUUUGGAAAGUCUGGAAAAACUACUAGCAACAACGGCAACAGCGCUGAGGGCCCACACUGUUAAGAGCGACAAUGACAAGAGGAGCCCGGACGAAGGUCUCGAAACUGGCUUGGUGCAAAAUCGGGUUGAAAAUGCCGAUCCCACUACACGGUCGAAGACCGUUGGAUUCUCUACAAUACAACUCUUGAAAGCGCUCGAGUCCAUCAUGCACCAAGAAACGUUUUUGCACAAUGUUGACUAUUUUUCGCUGAGUAUACGCGCCUAUCGCUUACUAAAGGCUGUCCACACAAAGAUAUAUGAUUCUAUUACGCAGGAUUUUGGCGUCGAAGCUGCAGAAGAUAUGAGGAACGACGCAUGUCUGGGAUUUCUCCCGCUACAAGUUUUCGUGAUUUUGUGCGGAGGUAAAAACGUGGAGAUUAUAAUGUCUGGCACCCACCAGAAGAAGAUAUAG
Messenger RNA from Glarea lozoyensis ATCC 20868, 2559 nucleotides. RefSeq lists its product as uncharacterized. Bases 1 to 2559 code for a protein of 852 amino acids. Lineage: Eukaryota; Fungi; Ascomycota; Leotiomycetes; Helotiales; Helotiaceae. The transcript has 7 exons. The record is from RefSeq and is a predicted model, not a curated record.